AUGAGUGACAAUUUUAAUCACGGAAUUAAAAAUAAACUUGCUGCGUUAUAUCAACAAGCUUUUCAACUUGCCAAACAAGCCGUCGAAGAAGAUCAUAAUGGAAAUAAAGAAAUAGCGAGGAAUUCUUAUUUAGAAGUGUUAAAGAUUUUUGAUUCAAUAAUAAAAAUUGAAUUAGAUCAAGAUGCGAAAAAGAUUUUAUCUAAAUAUCAAGAAUAUAGCACGCGUAUCAAACAAAUUGAUGCCGAAAUAAUUAGCCAAUUAUCAGAUCAAGCACAGUCAAUAUUAGACCUGGCCGUAAUAGAAGAUGAAAAAAAGAAUUAUCAAGAGGCAUUGGACUUAUACUUUGAGGCAGUACAAUUACUUUUAGAUAUUCGUCGAAAGAGUAAAGAUCAAGAAUCAAAAUCAGAAUUAUCUAAUAAAAUAAAUUAUUUAUUAAAAAGAGCAGAAGAUUUAAAAGGAUUACCAAAAAAAACUAUGGCAUUACUAAAUAAUCCAGGAAAAGGAAGAUUAUCAUUUUAUUCACCUGGAUCAGGAUUAAAAAAAGAAGAAAUUGAAAUUUUGAAAAAUAAUUCAGUAAUAAAUGCAGUGUUUGGUGAAUGGAAGCGUCCUUCAGAGAUAAUGAAACAACCUAGAAUGAUUGUAACAAUUUCAAGUGAAACAAUUAAACAAGAUAUGGUUGAUGAUUGUUCAUUUGUUGCAUCUCUAUGUGUUAGUGCUGAAUAUGAAAGAAGAUUUCAGAAACAGGUGGUUACUGGUUGUAUUUAUCCUCAAGAUGAUAAAGGUCAACCAAUUUAUAAUCCUAUCAUAGAUGAUUUACUCCCAAUCUCAAAUAAUGGUAAACCUUUGUAUACUUAUUCCAAAGGUAACGAUGAAUUAUGGCCAUGUAUCAUUGAAAAGGCUUACAUGAAGUUGAUGGGUGGAUAUGAUUUUUUGGGAUCGUUUGAAACGAUCUUUAGUGAUGCACUCACAGGAUGGAUACCUGAAAUAUUUUUGAUUGAAGAUGAGGAAUUUGAAAAAGAGCACACAUGGAAUAAAUUAUUAAAUGGACAAAGAAAUGGUCAUGCAUUGGUUACAAUAGCUACUGGUAAAGAAGAAUCAAAACUUAUAUGUGUUGGACUUUUUACUGCACAUUGUUAUGCAGUUUUAGACGUGCAAGAAAUUGGUGGAUUAAGACUAUUACGGGUGAAAAAUCCUUGGCAUAGUCAAAGAUGGAAUGGAAACUUUAGUCAUUUGGAUGGUGUAAAUUGGACUCCUUAUUUGAUGAAUAUACUGAAUUAUAAUCGUGCUAAAGCAAUCAAUGAUGAUGAUGGAAUCUUUUGGAUUGAUUAUGAUUCUGUAUGCACAUAUUUUGAUACUAUUUAUAUGAAUUGGGAUCCUAAUCUUUUUGAUCAUAAAUAUGUUAUACACUAUUUAAGAGUUGACAACAAAAAUAACAAACCUUCUGCUGUUUGUAUACUACUUUCGAAACAUAUAAAGGUCACCGAAGAAGAUGAGCGAUAUAUCACAUUUCAUUUGUUUAAUAAUACAAACGGGAAAAAAGUUUAUUAUCCUACUAAUCCACUCAAAAAGGUCAGAUUUGAUGCGCCAAAAGGUAAAAGCAAAUACACAGUUGUUGUAGGUCUAAAAGAUAAGUCGAAACCGCUGGAUUUUACUUUAAGGUGUUAUAGUGAAUCAUCAAUUAUAUUAAACGAAAUACCUAAACAAUACCCUAUCGAGUAUAAAAAAAAUGAUCAAUGGACGUCACAAACAGCAGGAGGUAAUCCGGGUAUCCCUACUUAUUUAAAUAAUCCACAAUAUCAAUCACAUGAUUUGUUUAUGAUACAGGUUGAAAUGAUUUGGAAUAAAGGCAAAAGAGUUACCAAUUAUUCUCUUAAAGAUAUUUUAGUGAAAUCUCAUGGUUACCGUCAAGGAUUUUGUUAUUGUGAAGUAGAUGAUGUGAAAUAUGGAGAUUAUACGAUUGUAGUUUCAGCAUAUACACCUAAUGAUAUUGGUGAAUUUACAUUGACUGUUGCAUCUAAUGUUGAAUUUAAAGUUACCUCCAUACCAAACGAAGGAGCAGGAUUAUUUAAGGAAGUUAUUAAAGGACAAUGGAUUAGACUUCAAACUACCAACGUUACACCAAUACCUUCAAUAAACAUUAAAAUAUUUGAACAACGAGGUAAUAAUUUGUUUAGUAAAGAAGUUGCGACUUCAGGUGACUAUAUAGAUUCUCCACAGGGAGUUUGUACAGAUGAAAUCACUUUGCCACCAUAUAGUGAUGGAUACGUUGUUGUUUUUUCUACUUGGGAUAAAAAUAUUUCAUGUCAAUUUAUUGCUUAUUUUUAUACUGAUAGAAAUGUCACAAUUAAUGAAAUUAUAAAAAUUUAA
Entrophospora sp. SA101 is the source of this 2367-nucleotide messenger RNA. NCBI's taxonomy places the organism in Eukaryota, Fungi, Glomeromycota, Glomeromycetes, Entrophosporales, Entrophosporaceae. The record is from the annotation of a GenBank genome assembly.